UGUCAAAUUUUCCUCGUCAGUACCAAAGCACCAUGAUGAUGAUGACUCGCUCUGCGCCCCGGCUGCACGCCAUCUCGCGCGCUUCCACGCGCGCGGCGUCCUCGACCCCGUUGUCCGUGCUCGACCCCAAGGGUAGCGCCACGAUCGACGAAACCUACGCCAAGAUCGAACACAACCUCGGCGUGAUCCGCAAGACGUUGAACCGUCCGUUGACGUUGGCCGAAAAGAUCAUUUACGGCCACUUGGACGAUCCCCACUUCGGCACCCCCAAGCGCGGCGAAACCUACUUGAAGCUCCGCCCCGAUCGCGUCGCCAUGCAAGACGCCACGGCCCAAAUGGCCGUGCUCCAAUUCAUCUCGUCCGGGCUCCCCAAGACCGCGGUCCCCACGACCAUCCAUUGCGAUCACUUGAUCACGGCGGAAAAGGGCUCCACCAUCGACUUGACCACGGCCAAGGACGUGAACAAGGAAGUGUAUGAUUUCUUGGAAUCGGCUGGUGCCAAGUUUGGCAUGGGCUUCUGGCGCCCUGGUUCCGGUAUCAUCCAUCAAAUCGUGUUGGAAAACUACGCGUUCCCGGGUGGUUUGAUGAUCGGUACGGACUCGCACACCGUGAACGCGGGUGGGCUCGGCAUGUGCGCCAUCGGUGUCGGCGGAGCUGACGCCGUGGACGUGAUGGCCGGCAUGGCGUGGGAAUUGAAGGCGCCCAAGGUGAUUGGUGUCAAGUUGACGGGUAAGUUGAGCGGCUGGACGUCGCCCAAGGACGUGAUCUUGAAGGUGGCCGACAUCUUGACCGUCAAGGGCGGCACCGGCGCCAUCGUCGAAUACUUUGGCCCGGGUGUGGAAUCCAUCUCGUGCACGGGCAUGGGCACGAUCUGUAACAUGGGUGCUGAAAUCGGCGCCACGUGCUCGACGUUCCCGUACACGGACCGCAUGGCCGACUACCUCAAGGCGACCACGCGUCCAGGCUUGGCAUCCGCCGCCGACUCGUUCAAGGCCAACUUGAUCGCCGACGAAGGCGCGCACUACGACCAAAUCAUCGAAAUCAACUUGGACACGUUGAAGCCGCUGCUCAACGGCCCGUUCACCCCCGACCGAGCCAACUUGGCCGGCAAGGGCAUCAAGGAAGCCAGCGAAGCGAACGGGUGGCCCACGGAACUCUCGGCUGGGUUGAUUGGAUCGUGCACGAACUCAUCGUACGAAGACUUGAGCCGAUGCGCCGACCUGACGCAGCAAGCCAAGAAGGCGGGGCUGCAGUUCAAGGUGCCGUACUAUGUGACCCCUGGCUCGGAGCAAGUGCGCGCGACGAUCGCCCGCGACGGCAUCCUCGACACAUUCCUCGAAGCCGGCGGCACCGUGCUCGCCAACGCGUGCGGGCCAUGCAUUGGGCAGUGGAACCGCACGGACGUUCCGUACGGAGUCAAGAACUCCAUUGUGACAUCGUACAACCGCAACUUUGCCAAGCGCGCCGACGGCAACCCUGAAACGCACGCGUUUGUGACAUCGCCAGAGCUUGUGACAGUGUGCUCGAUCGCAGGCACGACCACAUUCGACCCGGAAACCGACAGCCUCACCACGCCCGACGGCAAGCCGUUCAAGUUUGAAGCCCCCCACGGCAAGGAACUUCCCCCCCGUGGGUUUGACGCGGGUGAAGACACGUUCCAGCCGUCUCCGGAAGACGGAUCGAAGCUGUCGGUCAAGGUGAGCCCGACGUCGGACCGCCUGGCGCUGCUCGAGCCGUUUGACGAGUGGAACGGCAAGGACUUCGAGAACCUCCCCGUGUUGAUCAAGACCAAGGGCAAGUGCACGACGGACCACAUCUCGAUGGCUGGCCCGUGGCUCAAGUACCGAGGCCAUCUGGACAACAUCUCGAACAACAUGUUGAUUGGCGCUGUGAACGCCGAAAACGACGAGACCAACCAUGUGGUGCACCAGUUGAAGGGCACGUACGACAAGGUGCCGGCGGUCGCGCGCCAGUACAAGGCGGAAGGCAUCUCGUGGGUCGUGGUGGGCGACGAAAACUAUGGCGAAGGGUCGUCCCGCGAGCAUGCGGCGCUGGAACCUCGUCACUUGGGCGGCCGCGCGGUGAUUGUCAAGUCGUUUGCACGCAUCCAUGAAACCAACUUGAAGAAGCAGGGCAUGCUGCCGCUAACGUUUGCCAACCCGAGCGACUACGACAAGAUUAGCGGCAAUGACAAGGUGUCUAUCGUGGGCUUGGACAAGUUUGCCCCCGGGAAACCCUUGACGCUCAAGGUUACGCCCCCGUCUGGCAAGACGUUUGACGUUGUGGUUAACCACACGUUCAACGACGAACAGAUUGAAUGGUUCAAGAACGGCAGUGCGCUGAACUUGAUGAAGAAGUUGAACGCGUAAGAAGAAGAGAGACUUGUGUGUCGUACACGAACCACGAAAUAUAUAGCGUUGAGUUCGUUCUUGGGAUGAUGGUACUUAACUGUUACAUAGUAUUAUAGUAUUGUGCAUUUCCCCCAAAUAUUUGGACUUUUGUGAAUCAUUUCGCAAAAAUCAGG
Aphanomyces astaci is the source of this 2524-nucleotide messenger RNA. Its product is annotated as aconitate hydratase, mitochondrial. The transcript is spliced from 2 exons. The coding region runs from base 33 to 2369 and encodes 778 amino acids. The record is from RefSeq and is a predicted model, not a curated record. Gene Ontology annotation, molecular function: 4 iron, 4 sulfur cluster binding; aconitate hydratase activity. NCBI's taxonomy places the organism in Eukaryota, Oomycota, Saprolegniomycetes, Saprolegniales, Verrucalvaceae. Gene Ontology annotation, cellular component: mitochondrion; cytosol. Gene Ontology annotation, biological process: tricarboxylic acid cycle.